Pantherophis guttatus is the source of this 2472-nucleotide messenger RNA. RefSeq names its product regulator of G protein signaling 18 (gene RGS18). NCBI's taxonomy places the organism in Eukaryota, Metazoa, Chordata, Lepidosauria, Squamata, Colubridae. The record is from RefSeq and is a predicted model, not a curated record.
CUGUAGUGGGGGAACAUCCCACAAACUGAAUAGCCCAUGCCAAACAAUCAAGAUUCAAAGUAAGUGCAACAUAACAAAAAGCAAUCCAGUCCUUGAGGAUUUAUUAACGUGCAACUGAAAGAAGAUCAGAGGGAGAUCUAAUCUGACGGAGUGCUUACACGCAAAAUGGAGAACCCGCUGGUUUUAUCCUCUCAGCUCAACUCGGCAUCAAGAGUGAAAACUCUCUGUAAAAUCAUGAAAUCCUUGAAUAGAGAAGGGGCAAAGCCAGACUCAGGAAACAGAUCUCUUGAAAAAAGGAACCGGCUAAGUCUCUUGCAUAAGUCUGAAUUGCACCCAAAUAUGAAUUUUGACAAAUUUGAACAACUAGCAAAAGCAUCAAGUGAGUCCCCUGAAACUGUAAAAAAAUGGGCUGAAUCUUUUGACCAGCUGAUUUCUCACAAAGCUGGCUUAGAUGCAUUCAUCAGGUUUUUGCGAAGUGAGUUUAGUGAAGAGAACAUUGAGUUCUGGAUGGCAUGUGAAGAGUAUAAGAAAAGCAAAGAUGCCUCCCAACUUCCACUCAAAGCAAAGAUAAUUUAUGAGACAUUCAUUGAAAGAGAAUCACCAAAAGAGGUCAACCUUGAUUUUAAUACCAAAGUCUCUGUAAAUCAGAAUAUGGCUCAUCCAACGCGCAACACAUUUGAUGCUGCACAGAACAAAAUUUAUGCCCUGAUGGAACAAGACAGUUAUCCGCGCUUCUUAAAGUCUAACCUUUACUUAGAUUUACUCCAUGGCAGACCUUUAGGCUGUUCAGCUCUUCGACGGAGAUCACGUUCUUUUACCUUCAAUGACUUCAAAGAUGCCCAGCCAGAUUUUGCUGUCUGGCUGUAAAAGUUAAUUUCUCUUUGACCCCAUCUUCAUGCCAAUGAAGGGGCAUCAUUAUUGCCUCAAAUAGUUUAGAUGAGGGAAGUUAUCAUAGAACUCACAGAAUUGUUUCCAUUUUAUUUUUAUAUUGUUUACUUGAUGAUCAAAUCCAAAGGUUUCAGUUUCAUUUAUUGCAUGGAUAGCCAAUAUGUUUAUUAUUCUCAGAUUCUCUCUAUAAAAUUAGGCCUUUCUGAACUGCAAAAAUUUGGAUGACUAUUAAACAGAACAAAGUUAGUUUUAUAUCUCUUCACUGCCAUCUAGUGAUCAUCUUUAUUUCUGCAAUUCAUGUAGAGUAGACCUAAUAUUGUGAAGGUCAAGUCCCUAAUAAACAGUACCCACAUUUAACAAUAAUGGCUAUGGACACGCAUAGUCAUAAAUAGAAAUAUGUUUAUUGAGUACAAAACCCAAAUACAAUAUGUGACAUUAAAGCAGGGAAAUCCUGCCUCUUACCGUGUGGGAAUGAUUUUUGUAAGAACAUCAGAUAGCAUUAUUCAUCAAGCAUUAGAGCUAUUCGUUUGCUUUCUUUAUAUUCUAUGAAGCCAUAUAUCACAUUCUGAGACAUGGUAAAGUGUGAAAAUAUUCAUGUUCAACAUUAUGUUUCCUAAUGUGAAAGUGUGAACAGAUACAUUCAACAAUUUAGAAAGAAUAAACACAUCGUCAGAAGUUUGGUUUUAAAUGUGACCUAGAAAAACGUUGAAUAAAUUGAGGAACAAGAAGUAGAUAUGCCUAGGAUAAACUCUUUAGAAAUUCAGUUCGGUGUAAUCAGGCCAGAACCUGAAAGACCACAAGUUCUAAUCGUGCUGAAGCAUGAAACCUGUUGGGUAACCUGGGACCAGUCACUGCCUCUCAGCUCUAGGAAGCAGGCAACAGUAAACCGUGUCUGAAAACCUUCCCAAGAAACCUGGAGGGACCUAUCCAGGCAGUUGUCAGGAGUCAAUACUGACUUGAAGGUAUGCACACAACCAAAAACAAUAAAUCUUAUAAAAUGUAGGGGAAUUGGUGCCUGAUUAAAUCUUCUUAGGAUAGUGUAAUUAAAAAACAAAGAGGACACAAAAUUGUGAUAUUUUCCUUUUCCUGUGAAACCACAAUCAGAAAUCUUUUUUGACAUAGGUAAAAAAUUGUAAGAGAGGAUCGAUAAUUCAGAAAAAAAAAAGAAUACUUAAAAGCUGUUCAAACCUGCUGUCAAGGUCUAACUGGUUACAACCUAGUAUUUCAUAAAGUACAAGUGAUUGGUGGCCAUGGGAACUGGGUACUUAAGACAACUCUUUGUUAUAAUUAGGCCAUUUUGAGAAACCUCUGAUGAGGAGUAACAGAAUAAACUAACCUAGGAUAUGCAAUGUUCCUCUCCCAAGGAUAUCCCUAAAGAUAAUCCAUAUAACUGUAUGUGUGAUGAAAGAAUGUAUACAAAGGCAGAGAAAGUGAUGUGGAAUGUCGAGUUUGGGAAUUCUGUAAGAAUCUUCCUUAAAAUCUUAUGCAGGGUACUGUACUUUAGUUUUCUGUUAAAAACUGUACCAUUUGUAUGUUCAGUCUGUAAAUUUGUACCAUUUGUAAAUAAAGCACAGUGUAACAAUA